AUGGAGGAAGUUGACAAAAUAAUUUUACAUUCCCUUCGUCAAAUCGGUUGUGACAUUGACGAAGAUGUAACUAGUUUGAAGCAAUUUGACACCGAAAUGAUUGUCAAGUCCGCCGUCUGUUGUUUAGAUUUAAUACAACCCAAUUUGGGGUUACCGCAUAUUCUCCCUCAAAACAUGGCUGCUAAAUAUAGAAUGGGUCAACUCAUUGCUCAGGCUUGCAUGGACAAUGGUUAUCCGGGAGACGUGGGCUAUCAAACUUUUCUUUACUCUGGAGAAUCUGACAUAAGAAAAGUAUUAAUGUUUCUUAUCGAAAAACUCCCUAAAGAACAAGAAAAAUUUGUACAUGAACCCACGGGACCUGAAUUGAUUUUACGUAAAAUAAGACAAAAAGUUAAAGAAGAAUUAACUCGUCCAUGCUUACCAAGAGCUUGUUCCGAUUUAGGAUCACCUCAAAGUUUUCUUACAUAUUCAAAUAUAAAAGAAACUCCAAAAAUCGCUUGGAAAGAGUUUUGUAUGAAUGAUUUGUCUUCGAAUAUGAUGGAUAAAAAAUAUUUAAUUCCUACAAUACUUACAUUGCAUUCGAGAGCAAUUUUGGCUAAGAAUCGACCACAAUUACAUCAAUCGAAACCUGAAAAUAAUAAAAUUAAUAAUAUCGACAAAACAUUGUUGACAUCAAAUUUUUCAAAGGAAGUCACACGGGGAAAUUGGAAACCUCCCAUAGCACCAAGACCAAAACUAAAAGAAAAGACUACCAACAAUACCACAGAAGAUGAUCAAACAUGGAGUGAAUCAAAAAAGGAAGAAGAUAUUUUAAGUAAAGAAAUAGAAGAACUUGUUGCAGAUGUUCAACGAUUAAAAUCGAAAAAAAAUCAAAUAUUACAAGAUCUCGAACGUGAUCAAUUCAAUUUGUGUCAAAUGAAAGAAAAAAAUUUAUUGAGAAUGAAAAUAUUAGAAUUGUUACCGGAUGGGGAAAACAAUUUAAAUAAAUAUCAACAAGUUAUUGACUCAGCAUCACAAAGAUUAGUUUCUCUAGCGAAUCAAUGGGAAAAACAUAGGAUUCCAUUGAUUGAAAAAUAUCGUAAAAGUGUUCAAGUACAAUCUGAUAAAACCAGCGAAACCGUUAAAAAAGCAGAAACGGCCAAAUCGCUAGGAGAAAAACGUAGAGAAUUGGAAAUUGAUUUGAAAAACAAAGACAAACUUUUGUCGCAACUUCACGUGGAAAAUGAAAAAGUGGGUAAAGAAGUUAACAGGUCGGCAUAUACGAGACGAAUUUUGGAAAUAAUAAAUAAUAUAGAAAAACAAAAGACUGAAAUCGAGAAGGUGUUGAGAGAUACGAGAGAAAUACAAAAAGAAAUAAACACAUUGAGCGGUCAAUUGGACAGGAGUUUUACCGUUGCCGACGAAACCAUUUUUAGAGAUGCAAAAAAAGAUGAAACGAGUCGAAAAGCUUACAAGUUGUUGGCAACGUUACAUUCCGAUUGCGAUCAACUCGUCGCCAUGGUUCAAGACACGGGUGCCAUACUAAGAGAAAUCCGUGAUUUGGAAGAUCAGAUCGAAAAGGAAAAGAGUAAAAACAUAGCGGCUAAUUUGGAACGAAUAAUGGCGGAUUUGAAUCAAAUGAAAAACGAAAGCGCUCAACUCACUGCUCAACUCAAAUUAAAACAACAACAAAAUUCUUGA
Pediculus humanus corporis (human body louse) is the source of this 1680-nucleotide messenger RNA. RefSeq names its product synaptonemal complex protein, putative. NCBI's taxonomy places the organism in Eukaryota, Metazoa, Arthropoda, Insecta, Psocodea, Pediculidae. The coding region runs from base 1 to 1680 and encodes 559 amino acids. The record is from RefSeq and is a predicted model, not a curated record. The transcript is spliced from 9 exons. Gene Ontology annotation, biological process: positive regulation of ubiquitin-dependent protein catabolic process. Gene Ontology annotation, molecular function: cullin family protein binding.